AUGGCGACGCCCACGUCUACAUGUAUCGCGGUCAACGUCGCUUUUUACGUUGCGUUGGUCUUUGUCGACUACAUUGUCCAUCGUUGCUUACGUGCCCCUGAGCGGGCUAUAUGUAUUGCGGUCAACGUCGCUUUUCACGUUGCGUUGUUCUCCGUCGACUACGUCGUCCCUCACUGUUUACGUGCCUCUGAGCAAUGUAUACGUAUCGCGGCCAACUUCGCUUUCCACGCUGCGUUGUUCUUCGUCGAGUACGCCGUUCAUCGCUGGAUACGUGGCCAUGAACAGGUUAUACAUACUUCGAACUAUGUUGCUGAGCACACGCAGCCCCGUCAGACUGUAGCCCACAUUAAUGGGAUUGGUUUCGAGUCCCUCCGGUGGGGGGUGCCGGUACUGAGUGUGCGCGGUCGCAUCGCUCUAACGGAUUUUGCAGCCCUCCGGUGGGGGGUGCCGGUACCGAGCAUGCGCUGUCGCAUCGCUUUCAGUGCUACGGCAGCCCUUCGGUGGGGGGUGCCACUCGGAGAUCUUGCGUUUUUCGGACAGAGGAACUACUGGACUUCCCUGUCAUGUUUGGUUCGCGCUGCCUCCUAUCCGUUCAUUCGACGGUAUCGCUUAAGGGGUUCGAGCUCAUAG
This is a messenger RNA of Laetiporus sulphureus 93-53, 630 nucleotides long. RefSeq lists its product as uncharacterized. The coding region runs from base 1 to 630 and encodes 209 amino acids. NCBI's taxonomy places the organism in Eukaryota, Fungi, Basidiomycota, Agaricomycetes, Polyporales, Laetiporaceae. The record is from RefSeq and is a predicted model, not a curated record. The transcript has 5 exons.